Messenger RNA from Portunus trituberculatus (swimming crab), 1099 nucleotides. RefSeq names its product cuticle protein AM1274-like. The transcript has 3 exons. Gene Ontology annotation, cellular component: chitin-based extracellular matrix. Gene Ontology annotation, molecular function: structural constituent of chitin-based larval cuticle. Bases 150 to 557 code for a protein of 135 amino acids. The record is from RefSeq and is a predicted model, not a curated record. NCBI's taxonomy places the organism in Eukaryota, Metazoa, Arthropoda, Malacostraca, Decapoda, Portunidae.
CGGCUCGAGGGGAAGGAUGUGAGCGACCUUGGGAGCAUAGCGCCACAAGAAGUAAGUCUCGUGAAGGCGAACCACGUUCCUGGACGCCGUAUAAAAGGCGCAUCUUCAUCUUCUGAGGACAAUCCGCUCACCUCCUCCACACCGACAACAUGAAGCUCGUCAUCCUCGCCUGCCUGGCCGCCGUCGCCCUCGCCCGCCCCCAGUCAAACCCCGACCAAAUCGACAUCCUCAGGCAGGAGACUGUUGACAACGGUGACGGAAACUUCAACUACCUGUUCGAGACCGAGAAUGGCAUCUACAAGGAGGUGGUUGGCAGCCCAUCAGCCAACGGCGCCCAGGCCAUGAGGGGAUCCUACAGGUUCCCCCUCGAUGAUGGCUCCAUCGUUGAGGUCACCUUCACCGCUGACGAGAACGGUUUCCUGCCCGUGUCUGACGCCAUCCCCACCCCCCACCCUCUCCCCGCUCACGUGAUCGAGACUCUCGCCCUCGUCGACGAGCUGGUGAGACAGGGCGCCACUUGGGACGAUCAGGGAAGGAGAAUCACCCGCAGGAAGUAAACAUCUCACAUAUAAAACUCGCGGGAUGAUCAUCCGCUUCGACCCCUCCCCGCUGAGUGCCUGCCCUGCUAGGGUCUGUGAGCAGGAGAAGUGAAAGUUAAUGUCGAGUGCUGAGUGGCCCUACACUGUACACGGACACUUCGCUGUCGCUGUCGAUGCUCGACAUCUUCAAGGAACACACGACACCCACGACACACGGCGACACCACUCACACUCCUCCCGGGUGCUGUUCCUUUCCCCACCACCAUCACCACCACCACGCCUGCCUACACACACCUCCACACAGGUGCUUGCCCUAUCUACAUCUCACACUUACACACUUUACACUCAAGAGCUUUACUUUCUUUUUUCUAACUUCACUUCCAACCACGUGGCCACCCCCGCAGGGCACGUCACAGCCCACACGGACUCCUCUAGACAUUCCAACGUGCCACGCUUGUACAUAAGUAAGAUCUGAAGCUUCGGGGCUCCAACCAGCAUCCCUGAGCACUGGACACAAUCCAAUGCUUGUCAUCUCUUUAUAAUAAAUACGCCGCAAUCAA